Esox lucius (northern pike) is the source of this 893-nucleotide messenger RNA. RefSeq names its product chemokine (C-C motif) ligand 25b (gene ccl25b). Lineage: Eukaryota; Metazoa; Chordata; Actinopteri; Esociformes; Esocidae. Gene Ontology annotation, biological process: positive regulation of GTPase activity; positive regulation of ERK1 and ERK2 cascade; cellular response to interleukin-1. The record is from RefSeq and is marked provisional. Gene Ontology annotation, cellular component: extracellular region. Gene Ontology annotation, molecular function: chemokine activity; CCR chemokine receptor binding.
GGGCACUCCACAAGACAAAUAAGCCUGAGAGCAUUUCUGCAAAGAUAGUUUUGGACUUCGCACUACAGAAUCAGUGACACCAUGAGGUUCCAGGCUUUGUUUUUUCUCCUGCUUCUGGCAUGCAUGUACCUCAGCCUAGCUCAAGGCUCGUUUGAAAACUGCUGUCUUAAGCACGUUGCUGGACUGAAGAAGAAUAUGAAGAGGAAUGUGGUGAGCUACAGGAAGCAGGAAACAGAUGGUGGUUGCAACAUCAAGGCCAUUGUGUUCAUAAUGAAGAAAGGGAAGACUGCUUGUGCCAACCCCAGUGAGGUCUGGGUGCAGAAUUUGAUGGAUACCGUCGAUAAGAUGAAAAACACCACAGCUUCCUAAACAAAGAUGAUGCACCGAUUUGGUUGAGCAGUUACUUCGUUGGAGGAUCUAACCAAUGUUUUUGCCAGUAUAAUGUAUCUCAAGUCAAAGGUGUAAUGUGUGGACAACUAUAUAACAGUCAUAUCCUUCUUUUGCUACAGUGUGAACGUCUUCAUUAUAUUACUCAUUAUAACAUAGUUUGGCUUGAUGACAUUAUAUCACUUGCUUUUGUGUGACUACCUGAGAUUUCAUGAUUAAGGUGGCAAUACAGCAGUGUAGCUAUACGACAAUACUGUAUUACUGUAUCAAUGUUAACAUUCAGUACCUGCUAGUAAUGAGCCACUUGGCAGCUUUAAUGUGUGUGUCUAUCUGUCUGUGAGUGUGUUUGUUUGUCUGUAAGUGUGUGUGUGUGUGUGUGUGUGUUGUUCAUCUUUAAUACAAAGCAACAGUUUAUGUUCAAAAACAUAUUUUAUGUCAAAACAAUAUUCACUUUUGUAAUAAACAAAAUUUUGAUAUGCCUCAUUUAAUCUGGGAUAUAUCAAUUU